This is a messenger RNA of Cryptomeria japonica (Japanese cedar), 3040 nucleotides long. RefSeq lists its product as uncharacterized. The transcript has 10 exons. The coding region runs from base 277 to 2967 and encodes 896 amino acids. Lineage: Eukaryota; Viridiplantae; Streptophyta; Pinopsida; Cupressales; Cupressaceae. The record is from RefSeq and is a predicted model, not a curated record.
CCAGAUUCACAUCGAAUUUUCAGGGAUUUUGAGCUCGCGACCGCACCAAUUGGACGUCCAAUUUCAAAUAUUGUCACGCGAUUUAGCUUUGCAAAAGAUGAUUUUGGAGAAGAUUUUUUAAGCUCUUGGAAGCCAAGUGCACCGAAAAAAGAUGCUGCAUUAGAUUUUGGCAGUGAGGCCCCAUCGAAAGCUAAAAGAACCAGUUUCUCCUUGGAUAAGUUUGAUGUAGAUUUUGACUUUGAUGGAGGAUUUGGAAAGCUAUCAUUUGAUGUUGACAUGCCAGAUCUUGAUUUUAAAACUCCCCCAAGUAAGACACAAAAAUCAAAAGCGAAGAUUCAAGAAGUUUCCCAAGAAAAGAAAGAUGGUUUUGAAUUUGACUUCAACUUUAAUGAGUUGGAUGGAUUCAAUCUUGAUUGUAUGCUGCCCAAGGGAAGGGAAGAAAAGAAAACUCCUGUACAAGAACAAGCUUUGAGACCCUCUAGUGAAGUGAGUGAAGCUAUCUCCAAAAGCAAGAGUAAUACAGUUGCGGGGAAGGAAGAAAAGGAAAAUGCUGUACACGACAAUGCAUCAAUGCGCUCUAGUGAAAAGAGUGAAAGUGUCUCUAAAAGUACUAUUAAGGCAAUUUCCCAAAAUUGUGAUGACAAUUCUGAAAGCCAUGAUAGUGGAAAAGUACGGCGACAAUUGCCAGAGGCACACUUAAAUUUUAAGCCAUCCAAGCUCAGCACGGAGGAGGUGGAUUCUAAGCAUGGGGUUCCUUCUAAAUAUUCAGCACAGUCACCUUGCACAAGUGGCUCUCAGGAUCUUGGUAGUAAGCAACACAUGCAAACUAAUCCAGAUGAACAAAAUAUUAUGGAUGACAGUUGCUUUAGAAACUUACUACAAACAGGAGAUUCUAAUACUGUGAAACAAAGAUCUAUUCUAACAGAGUCCAAGUACUUUGCAAAGGUUGCAGUUCCUAAAAGUAAAAGCAAGGCAGUCUCCCAAAAUGUUGAUAAUGAGUCUGAAAGACAUGAUAGUAGGGUAGUACCAAAGCAACCAACAGUGGCACAAUCAACGAUAAAGCUAUCUGAGUCGAGCAUGGAAGAUGUAGAUUUUCAAUAUGAGACUCCACCUAAAUCCUUGGCAAAAUCACUUCAUACAAGUGGCCCUAAGGAUGUUCAAAUCAAUCAGUGCAAGCAACCUAAUGGAGACAAGCAGGGUGUUAUAGAAGAUACUUGUUUUGGGAACAAAUUUCAAACAGCUAACGCAAUUAAUGCAAAACAGACAUCUAACCUGACUGAAUCCAAAUACUCUGAUAAGGUUACGUUCUCUAGAAGUGAAAAUACAGUAACCCAUCAAAAUAUUGAUAAUAAUUCUGAAUGCCAUAAUGAUGGAACAAUGCCCAAACAGACAACAGCACCACCCUCCAAUUUAAAGCUGUCCGAGUUCAGCAUUGAAGAUGUUGCUUUGCAAUGCAAGCAAAUUACUACAGAAAAACAAGAUGAUGCGAUGGGCACCUGCUUUGAAAAUGCACUUAAAGCAGGAGAUUCCAAUGCACUGAAACAGACAUCUCAUUGUACUGAAUUCCAGCACUCUGAUAAGGUGGGUUCAUCACCAAGUUCAACUUCUUGCUCGGGUUCUGGACACAAAUUAUCGUCACACAUCAUCUCACCGCCUAAGGGCAUACCUUCAAAGGAUCUUAAAGGAUAUCAAGAUCAGUCCUUAGCUCAAAAUGGUGGUUUCUGCAAAAGGAUGGCAGCUUAUGAUUUAGCCUCCAAGAAUUCAAGCCCCAGGAAGAUUGAACACUCAAAAUGCACUUCUGACAAUUCCACAUCAACCAGCAUUUGCACUGUUGACAGCAAGGAUAUGAAGCAAACCACAGGAAAGCUAGCAACUGUGCCCCAGAAAGAUAUUGAUGAUAUCACUAAAAGACAAGUGAACCAAUGCCAGAAUCAAGAAGAUUUUGGUGAAUAUAAAAGUAGACUGCCUAGAACUCUUUCAGUAAUUCAAAGAGAAAUUACAAGCCAAAGAUCUAUCACAUCAAAGAGCAUUACCGAUCAAAAUAGAAAACAAGAAUUUAAUGCAAUGACCACCGAGGAAUCAGAUUCACUGAAACAUUCAGAAGAAAGGCAUUGUCUACCUGGAGAUGCAAAGAUCAAUAGCUCUUCUGUUCCUAUAAAAAACUGUUUAUUCCAUUGUACUGAGCCUUCUCCAGUUUCCACUCAGCAGCUUUUGAGGCAUAGUGAUAUCAAUCUAUCACUUCAACAAAAUGAACAACAUGAUAGCAUAAUAAAAUGUCAGGAUCCUGGAAUAGAACUGCGUACAGAUUUACAGGAGAUAGAUAAAUUGGUAAUAAAUUCUAUUUCCGUGAAAUCCAAAGAUGUUUCUCCUGGAGGGAAAAAGGAUACAAUUGACAAUAAUUAUACAACUUCAAGACCUCGAGAGAACUUUUUGCAGGGAUUGAGAAAACAAUGCCAAAACACAUCUUUGGCUAAAGAUGUAGAUAAGGUGGCAACAGAAAGAAAUUCUUCUGCUGCACAGUCAAAGACCCAACAUACUCCUCAGAAAGACCUUUCUGAAGUUGCCAAGACUAAUGAAACUAAAAUUAGAGCUGGAAAGGAUUUACUUGGGGAGAAUUCUAAAGCUAUAAUUAGUGCAACAAAAUUGGCAUCUGUUGUGAUCCCCUUGAAACCCUCAAAAAAUCUUCCUACCUUGCAGGUUUCCAGGCCCCAGGUAGCAAAUGGAAAACCAAAGACUGUCUUAAAGCAGACAAAUGAAAGACUGUCUUCCUCAAAGCUAACGAUAAGCCUCUCUCCAAAUAGGCCUCUCGCCAAGAAGAUCUUGCCUUUAACUGAGCUGAACAAUACACCAUCGUCUCCUCUGCCACCACUGAAAAGAAAGCCAAUGGAGGUCUGUUUUAACUUUAAGAUAUCUUAUUCUAGCGAUGCCUAUUUGUGUGGAAAUAAUUCUUUGAAUAACAUAAUGUAGAUUGGAAUUAUAUAAAUGUAAUAGUGUAAGUAUGGCAUUAUUAUAUCAUGCCUAUAAUUUUUGUACGCUAUAA